Molecule: messenger RNA, 1605 nt
Organism: Kwoniella botswanensis
Lineage: Eukaryota; Fungi; Basidiomycota; Tremellomycetes; Tremellales; Cryptococcaceae
Exons: 6
Coding region: 1-1605 (534 amino acids)
Biological process (GO): Golgi organization; endoplasmic reticulum to Golgi vesicle-mediated transport
Cellular component (GO): Golgi apparatus
Molecular function (GO): small GTPase binding
Source: RefSeq, a predicted model, not a curated record
AUGUCCGACUCAAGCGCAGCAGUAGCACCGACGAACGGUAACAACGACCAAGCGGGACCUUCAUCAUCAUCUUCCAACCCUACAUCUCCUGACCCCAACCCCAAGGCCGAAGCAUCUUCACCAAGUGUCAAUGGCUCUCAGAACCACAAUCACAGUGAUGAUCCUCAAGAGAGGAUAGCUGAGCUCGAGCAGGAAUUAGCUGCAGUCCGACAUGAGAAUGAUAAAUUGUCGAAUCAGUAUAAAGGGUUAUUGGGGAAGUUGACAGCUAUGAGGAAUACAUUGGGAGACAAAUUGAAGGAAGACGCUGAAGAACUUGAUAGACGUGAAAAUACAAUCAACGUCCUCACCUCUGAAAACAGCGCAUUACAAGAGACGCUCAGCUCCUUGCAAGCGGAACUAUCAUCUGCCUCGCAGGAAUCUACCAACCUCACCACUCAGCUCAAUCAACUUCGUUCACAAUCUGACUCGUCGUCGUCGGACGUACUGAGUUUGACUAGGGAGAUGAGGGAGUUAAGGGGCGAGAUGGAAAGGUUGAGGAUAGAAAGGGAAGAAUGGGAGGUGGAAGCUGGACGAGAAAGGGAGAAGAGAGAGUCGAUAGAAGAUGAACUGAGAUUGAUAGAGAGAUAUCAGCGUGAUGAAAAAAGCAGAUUGGAGCAAACGUUGAAAGAGUUAGAAGAGGAGAGACAGAGAGCAAUGAAUCUACAGGAAGUACUGGAAGAAUUCCAAAUUGCCAAAGACUCGGAACUGCGUCAGGCAACGACCGAACUAGAAACCCAGUUACGUCUAGCGGCAACUUCACUAUCAGAAUACAAAUUACGUUGCGCAAAUGCCGAGACUAGAUUGAGCGAAGUAUCGUCGAGUGCCGGUAAAGUGGGGCAACUGGAGAGAGAAUUGAGGGAGAAGAAUGUGUUGAUAGGGAAAUUAAGGCAUGAUGCCGUGGUGAAUAACGAACAUCUGACAGAAGCGUUGAGGAGGUUACGGAAGAACUCUUCUGAUAAUAAUGUUGAUCGUCGUCUGGUCACGAACAUCCUCCUCUCGUUCCUCACUACAUCUCGAGGUGAUACGAAACGGUUCGAAAUGUUAUCCUUACUGUCGACGAUCUUGUCGUGGGACGAGAACGAGCGUGAGAAAGCGGGAUUACAACGUAAGGGAGGGACCAAUCUGGCUGUGGAAAGUAAGGGUAGGAGAGCAAGUGGGAAGGAGAAGGAGAGGACAGCAGAGGAGGAAGCUGCUAUGAAUGAGUCAUUCUCCAACCUGUUCGUCGAAUUCCUCCUUAAAGAAGCAUCUCAAGGUCAAUCCCGCCCUUCCAUCUCUUCGCCUCCUCCUCCAACACCUUCAGCGGGCGAAUACCCACAUCCUCAUCCGCAUAGGACUUUCUCGCAAACAUCUCUCAACUCACCUUUCUCCCCUCCUACCCAAACUCUAUCGUUCUCCCCUCCGCCUACUGCAUCAGGAACGACGACUCCUUACUCACGUCCGAGAGGAUUGAGUAACAGCUCAUAUACGUCUGAAAGACCGGGUUACGGGACCGCUGGAAGGAAGAUCAGUGGUGGAUUGAGGGAUGUAUUAGGUGGUUCACAAGGGCAAGGCCAGGGGCAUCAAUGA